Molecule: messenger RNA, 633 nt
Organism: Camellia sinensis
Lineage: Eukaryota; Viridiplantae; Streptophyta; Magnoliopsida; Ericales; Theaceae
Source: RefSeq, a predicted model, not a curated record
GACAUGCCUUACAAGGAAAUGGCUAGCCAUUGUGAAGCCCUCCAAAAGGGAAAGCAACGGAAAAUGUCUGAUUUUAUGGGUUCCCAGGAGAUCCCGGACAAUCUAUUGAGCCAAUAUUGUCAUGAUUUUAACCAGGCAACGCAUGUGCCAUCUCAUUCCCAGAGUGGGAAUCCAUUCCUUGACCAGAACUUCAGUGCUAACCCAGCUAUAGGUAUGACGCCAAUGCUGUGCGCAACCAAGUACCAGCAUCAUCCCGACUUCUUUAUGCUACCGGCAGCAAGCCCUUUUGAUCACUUUCUGAAGGCUGCUGGUAGUUGAGAUUCCAAAUGGCCAAGAGAAUGGAUAAAGCAUGUUUUAAACUCAAAGGGGUUGAAGGUCUAAUAGUGUAGCAGAGGCUUAAAAGGAAGGACUUCUAGCACUGGCAGUUUUCUAAAUUUGCACUGCUGGUUGCUAUUGUUGUUGGCAGAGAAGGUUUAUCUUCUUUUCUUUUCUUUUUUUUUGGUCAUGAGCUUAGUGAAUUUGUUGCCAAUUCAUUUAAGAUGCCUUCAUUCAUGUGUUCUUUUUCUAUAUUUUGUAGGAGAGGGAAUGCUUUUUUAAUUAAGUUCCUCCCGAUUGUUUUUCUCAGUCAAUGAA